Molecule: messenger RNA, 2908 nt
Organism: Pimephales promelas (fathead minnow)
Lineage: Eukaryota; Metazoa; Chordata; Actinopteri; Cypriniformes; Leuciscidae
Source: RefSeq, a predicted model, not a curated record
CUCAGAGUUUGGAAGGGCAGAAAUCAACCUUUGCAUGUGUUUAUUUGGUGAAGGAAACGAGCUUUUAUAAACUACACCUGAAGAGAGCUGUAUCAGUAUGCUACAGCUAAGGGCAUCAGGCUGGUUUUUCUGGCUCGUUCACUGAUCGUCUGCUGUGCACAUGACAAACCAGCCGAUCAUCUUUCAUAGAGUUAACAAUGAAAAGGAACAGCGUUUAUAAGUUUCUGUCCGUGUUUUCUUGUCUAUUUGUCUGUGUUUUCCUUCUGUUUUGGGGUUUUGUCUUUUAUUCGAUGGUUUUGGCACCAUAACACUCUUUCUGGACACUCUCCUUAAGAGGUUUGUCGGUCAUCUAAAGCGUUUAAGCUGCUGGUAACGUUAUUCUCCUACAUUUUCUCAUUGUUUAUAAAUGCGGGAUAAUAUGACGCUUUAAACAUUUAUCAGAAAAGCGUGUCCUGCUAACAAUGAUCUUCGGUUAACACUAAGCAUUGUUUUAAAAAUGUCAAAAUGUUAAAGAUAAAGCAUUCCAAGGUCGUUACACCCGCGAAAACCCCACCACGUAUUUAAUGCUGUCGAUUUGCGUAUUAUUAAAUAUAUUUUAAGUCAUUUGUAAGCUCUUUUGCGAUACCAAAACAAACAAACUGCGCAUGCGUCUAGAAUGACCGUGGUCACAUGACGUCAACCAGGAAGUGAUUGACUGUGUGUGAAGUAUCAAACAUCAGUCCUGAUGGCAGCUGAACCGACGGCCGCCCCGAAACUGCAGUUUUCCCCGUUCUUCAGUGCCUUGGAGGCUGGAUUCUGGCAUCAACUCACUCAGAAGAAACUCAACGACUACCACUUAGACGAAAGUGCCAAAAACAUCAAAGGCUAUUACUAUAACGGAGAUCCUGAUGGCCUGCCGACACGCUUGACUCUGGAGUUCAGCGCAUUUGAGGCCGAUGGACCCACUCCGGCGCGCUGCUGUCCGGCUCCGGGGACGCUUUACAACACCAACACUCUGGAAGCCUUCAGAUCCACGGAUAAGAAAGCUCUCCUGGAUAAAGCAGCCGGCGAGAUUUGGAGCGCUAUUCAGUCGGGCGCUGCGUUGGAUGACUCCUCAGUCCUAAACAGAUUCAUCCUCUUGACAUUUGCGGAUCUGAAGAAAUAUCAUUUCUAUUAUUGGUUCUGCUUCCCUGCCCUUUGCUUUCUGGAGGGGGUCCAGCUGGUGCAGGAGCCGCUGUCAUUAGAGAAGAGCUUCUCCGAACAACAGAUAAUGAGUUUGACCACGGCGUAUGACAGUCUUUGCUCCUCGAGCGGCGCGACGGCAGUCCCACAUUUCCUGCUGAAGUACACGGAUGAAAGUGUUGAAGUCGCUCCUCUGAAAGACCUGAACUCUUUCUUCCCAGACCUAAAGAAGAUUACUGUGGGUGUAUAUGACCCAUGUACACUUCCUCAACAUCCGGGCUGGCCUCUCAGAAACCUCCUCAUCCUCAUCGCUAAAACAUGGGGUUCGCGUCUGGAUGUUGUGGAGGUUUUGUGCUUCAGAGACCGAACUCUACAAGGGACCCGCUCCGUCCGGCACAGCAUCAUCUUUCGGGUCAGGCUCCCGGACCUCUCGGCGUCUGCAGUGUGUCCAAAGAGCGUGGGUUGGGAGAAGAACCCUAAAGGAGCAAUGGGACCCAGAAGUGUCAAUCUCAGCGAAUGCAUGGACCCUAAAAGGCUGGCUGAGUCUUCUGUGGAUCUGAACCUGAAGCUGAUGCGCUGGAGGCUCGUCCCGUCUCUGGAUCUGGAUAAAGUCGUGUCCACAAAGUGUCUGUUACUGGGAGCUGGAACGCUGGGAUGCAAUGUGGCUCGAACCCUGAUGGGCUGGGGUGUGAGGCACAUCACUUUUGUGGACAACGCAAAGAUCUCCUACUCGAACCCGGUGCGACAGCCGCUGUACGAGUUUGAAGACUGUCUGAGUGGAGGAAAGGCGAAAGCUCUCGCCGCAGUGGACAGACUACAGAAGAUCUUUCCAGGAGUGAACGCAGAGGGCCACAACAUGAGCAUCCCUAUGCCAGGACAUCCCGUGAACUUCUCUGAGCUGACGACGGCUCAAGCUCGGCAUGAUGUGGAGCAGCUGGAGAAGCUUAUCUCUGAGCACGACGUGGUCUUUCUGUUGAUGGACACUCGCGAGAGCCGUUGGCUUCCCACAGUCAUCGCUGCGAGCCAGAGGAAGUUGAUAGUCAACGCUGCUCUGGGAUUCGACACGUUUGUGGUGAUGAGACACGGCCUAAAGAAACCCAAAGAGCCACAGUCUGAGGAGUCCAGCCCCAUGUCUGCUUCUUCCAGCUCCUCGUGUUCCUCAACGCCAGCAUCCACUGUCACUCCAGGAGCAUCUCUAUUCUCCAACAUACCCGGACACCGCCUCGGCUGCUACUUCUGUAAUGAUGUGGUCGCCCCCGGAGAUUCCACCAGAGACAGGACUCUAGACCAGCAGUGUACAGUGAGCCGCCCGGGUCUGGCCAUGAUCGCUGGAGCUCUUGCUGUGGAGCUGAUGGUGUCUGUUCUCCAGCACCCAGAGGGAGGUUACGCAGUUGCCAGUAGCAGCGAUGACCGGAUGAAUGAACCACCAACAUCACUGGGUCUCGUCCCACAUCAGAUUCGAGGAUUCCUGGCAAGAUUUGAUAACGUCCUCCCUGCGAGUUUGGCGUUUGACAAAUGCACCGCAUGCUCAACAGUAGUUCUUGAGAAUUAUGAGCGAGAAGGUUUCCAGUUCCUAGCAAAGGUCUUCAACUCUUCCCACUCGUUCCUGGAGGAUCUGACCGGCUUGACGUUACUCCAUCAGGAGACACAGGCAGCCGAGGUUAGACCUGAUUGUGUGUGUGUAUAUGUGUGUGUGUGUGUGUGUGUGUUCUGGAGGAUCUGCUCGGCUUGACGUUACUCCAUCAGG